UUUUACGACGAGGGCUGUCCCAACUGCCCGUGGCUGCAAAUCGACGGAGACCGCAGUAGGGUUUUGAGCUGCACCUCUCCGAACUUUUCAGGGUUUGUGGCAGUCAUCAAACCCCAGGGUUCUUGGGUGGCUCGCCACAACAAGCUCACUGAAGGCGUGCCUGGCUGCUACGCAAUAAAAGUUUUGGGCGAUUUGCCGGACAGCAUUAAAGACGAUGCUCACCGCUUUGCCUUCACUGAGUAA
Molecule: messenger RNA, 243 nt
Organism: Eimeria tenella
Lineage: Eukaryota; Apicomplexa; Conoidasida; Eucoccidiorida; Eimeriidae
Product: transcription elongation factor SPT4, putative
Exons: 2
Biological process (GO): chromatin organization; regulation of transcription elongation by RNA polymerase II; positive regulation of DNA-templated transcription, elongation
Cellular component (GO): DSIF complex; nucleus
Molecular function (GO): zinc ion binding; RNA polymerase II complex binding
Source: RefSeq, a predicted model, not a curated record